Messenger RNA from Pan troglodytes (chimpanzee), 1681 nucleotides. RefSeq names its product defective in cullin neddylation 1 domain containing 5 (gene DCUN1D5). NCBI's taxonomy places the organism in Eukaryota, Metazoa, Chordata, Mammalia, Primates, Hominidae. The record is from RefSeq and is a predicted model, not a curated record. Gene Ontology annotation, cellular component: ubiquitin ligase complex. Gene Ontology annotation, biological process: protein neddylation. The coding region runs from base 890 to 1396 and encodes 168 amino acids. The transcript is spliced from 8 exons. Gene Ontology annotation, molecular function: ubiquitin conjugating enzyme binding; ubiquitin-like protein binding; cullin family protein binding.
AGCGAUUCGCCUCCGGGUUAGGCUGAGCCUCUUGCUUGCUGUGACUGGUGGAGCUGCCGCGCUGUCCGCGUUAUCUCCUCCCGGUGAGAACGAACCGCAGUGUCCACCGGCGAGGAGCCAGCCCUGUCCCGGUCAGAGAAAGACGACGAGGAUACCUGGGAGCGGGCGGCGGCCGGGCUGGGCCGCGCCGGUGCGGGCUGGCGACUCUGCUCCUCCGCUUGCUGCUGUCUCUGGGAACUGGGUGCCAGCGCUGAGGGGCUUCCAGCGGACAGGGACCCCCUUCCCCGGCUCCCCUGCCCACCCUGCCGGGGAGGGCGGAAGAUGCCGGUGAAGAAGAAGAGAAAAUCCCCUGGGGUGGCAGCAGCAGUAGCGGAAGACGGAGGCCUCAAAAAGUGUAAAAUCUCCAGGUACCAUCUCCCCCCACCCUUCAAGCUUCCCUCCUCCCUCCUUUGCUGGACAACUGGAGGAAAAGGAGUCGGGCCCGGCCUGCCGGGCUGGGGCUGGAGACAGGUGAGGCCCCUUUGAUCGAGCUAGGCUGUAGGUGCCGAACACCGCGAGUCUCCGCGCCCGACCCGACCUCGUGUUCGAGUGUGUGCACGCUGGCGUUUAUGGAGAGACUAGAAGAGCCGCCCACGUUAAGAGUCUACGUGCCCUGCAGGGUGGGGAACAGAUGCAUAUGUAAAUUGCGCUUCCCCCCACCCCCACCCCACAACCGACCCUCGAUCCCCUACUCCCGUAUCGCUCCUCUGCCUUUUUCUAGACUUAGAACUAUUGCAGAUCCCAACCCCCUGCUAGACUAAUAAGUGGAGAGGAACAUUUUUCAAGCAAGAAGUGCCUGGCUUGGUUUUAUGAAUAUGCAGGUCCUGAUGAAGUUGUAGGGCCAGAAGGAAUGGAAAAAUUUUGUGAAGACAUUGGUGUUGAACCUGAAAAUAUUAUUAUGUUAGUUUUAGCGUGGAAAUUGGAGGCUGAAAGCAUGGGAUUUUUUACCAAGGAAGAAUGGUUAAAGGGAAUGACUUCAUUACAGUGUGACUGCACAGAAAAGUUACAAAACAAAUUUGACUUUUUGCGCUCACAGUUGAAUGAUAUUUCGUCAUUUAAGAAUAUCUACAGAUAUGCCUUUGAUUUUGCAAGGGAUAAAGAUCAGAGAAGCCUUGAUAUUGAUACUGCUAAAUCUAUGUUAGCUCUUCUGCUUGGGAGGACAUGGCCACUGUUUUCAGUAUUUUACCAGUACCUGGAGCAAUCAAAGUAUCGUGUUAUGAACAAAGAUCAAUGGUACAAUGUAUUAGAAUUCAGCAGAACAGUCCAUGCUGAUCUUAGUAACUAUGAUGAAGAUGGUGCUUGGCCUGUUCUUCUUGAUGAAUUUGUUGAGUGGCAAAAAGUCCGUCAGACAUCAUAGCAAGAACUAUGUGAAGAAAAUGCAAACCUUUCAAUUCCCACGUGUAUGCAAGCUAAUGUGAUGAGGGGGAAAACAAUCCAACGGGUGCAUUUUCAUUCAUAUGAAAGACUUCUCAUAGUACUUUUUUUUCCUUUUUUUAAAGGAGGUUUUUCUUGUUACAUGUGAUGGGCAUUGAGCCACACCUCUUCUUAGACUGAAUAUUGAAGUUUUUGUUUUGAGUUAUGUUUAUAACAUUUAUUUCAGAACAAUAAAGAUUCAGAUUUGUGACAAAGGCCUUAAAGUGAA